Messenger RNA from Symbiodinium necroappetens, 2106 nucleotides. Lineage: Eukaryota; Dinophyceae; Suessiales; Symbiodiniaceae. The record is from the annotation of a GenBank genome assembly.
AUGGAAGUCCUUCGACGACAUCACCUUGGGCCCAACAUCAUUCAUUACAACGCAGCCAUCCAUGCCGCAAGCAGCCAGAGCUACUGGAUGAUGAGCCUUGGGAUGCUGGGCUCCAUUCGCGAAAACGAGGCGUGUCCGGACGUCGUUACCUGGAACUCGGUAAUCGCCUCCCUGGGCGCACGGUGGCAGGCAGGUUUAAGCCUGCUGGGAAGGAUGGUCGAACGGAAGACGCGGCCAGAUGUCUUCAGUCUCAACUCCGUUUUGAAGACCUGCUCUGACGAAGCUUGCUGGCAGAUCUCCUUGGAGUCCGCGAAGGUCAUGGGCGGCCAGCUGGACCUGGACAUCGUCAGCUGGAACAGCGCCAUCAACGCCUGUGUUCGAUGCGGCCAGUGGCUCUGUGCCUCAGACUUGGUGAGCAGUUUGCAGGAGAGCGGAAUUGACCCGGACUCGGUGACAAGCGUCGGAUCACUCGGUGCCUUGGAGCAGGGUUGCAAGUGGGCACUGGCAGUUGACCUCCUGUCGACCAUGGUGGAGCAGCGGCAGCCCCUGAACAUUCUGGUUUGCAAUGCCCUUGUGAGCGCAUGCGCUUCUGCAGGGCGGUGGCGCCAUGCUUUGGCGUUUCUUGAGGAGAUGGCCAGGUUGUCUCUGGAAAUGGACGUCUUCAGUUGGAGCUGUGCCAUUGAUGCCUGCGAGAAGGCUGGGGAGUGGCAGCUGGCGCUACAUCUCUGCAGCCACCUUCACGAGAUGCAUCUGGCUCCGAAUGUGGUUGCAAUGAGCAGCGCCAUGAGUGCGUGUGCCAAAGCAAGCCGCUGGGAAAUUUCUAUGCUGCUUCUUGGAUCGAUGAGUGAGCUUCGCGUGCAGCCGAACACCUUUAGCUUCAGUGCGAUCAUGGCUGGCUGCCAAAAACUGGGCAGCUGGCAUCAAGCACUGUACCUUUUUCGCAGCAUGUCUGAUGCUGCCUUAGAACCUGAUGUCGUGAGCUGCAAUGCGGCCAUCGAAGGGCUUGCACAGUGGGAGGUGGCAAGCCACCUGGUUAAUCAGAUGGACAGGAGAAGCAUACCAGUCAACGAGCUGAGUUUCAACACGGCUAUUGGGGCGUGCUCCAAAGUUAGUGAGCUCAUACGCGUCCAAGCCAUAGCGCAGACACAGAGUCAAUCUGAAAGCACUCUGACAGGACUGGGGCUUUCCGCAACAAGGCAGCUGGCCCCUUUCGCGGAGCCACCGGAGGGUGAACGCGUGGUUGUGAUUGCGACCAACGUGGCUGAAACGUCGGUCACCUUGCCCAAUGUGCGCUAUGUCGUGGACACAGGGAAGGAGAAGCGGCGGCGGAAAAUCCUGACUGCAGAUGCAGUGACCACACCCGCCAUGGGCUGCCUGUGCUGUGGCACCAUGGCUAUGGAUCGGGAGACCCAUGGAGGCUCCUUGCAGCGAUAUGCACUCCGCCUGUCGGAGGUGGUGAUGCAGCAGCAUGCUGCCCGAAGGAAGGAUUGGGCUGCUUGGCAGGCCAAGGAGGAGGAGCUCUGCGAUGAGAUCCGCGACCUCGGCGAGCAGCUUCGCGCAGAGCAGCAAGAGCACGAUCAGGUGAUGGGCCGGGAGACGAUCCUGGAGCAGGAGCUGCGUGCGGAGCGGCGCCGGCGCAUCGACCUCGAGGCGCAGCUGACUUUGGCGGACACCUGGAAGGCCGAGGCCCAUGCCGCGGACCGGGCGGCGCGGCUGGCGAACUCCAACUCCGCCCUGGCGGCAAAGACGGAGAGCGAGGCCGCGAGGGAGUGGAAGCGCCAGGCGGCGGAGGCCCGAAAAGCGGAAGCCAAGGCCAGCGCAGGACAGCAGCGUGCCGAGCUGGCGGCACAGAACGCACGGAAGUCUUUGCAUCGGCACUUGGAAGAACGAGAGCAACACUUUCAGCAACGGGUGCAGCAAGCUCGUGCCAGCGAGGCCGAGGUGUUGGCUGAAGCUUGGAGGAUGUCCGGAGAGCUGAGGAGUGAGCUUGAUGCCGUCCGAUCCUCCGACCGGCCUGAGUCCGAGCCCCAAGAAGGAAGUGCAAGACAGGCGCUGCAGGACUUGCGCGAGCUCCGGCAGCGUUACACGGACAUGCUGGGGCCGUGA